Bicyclus anynana (squinting bush brown) is the source of this 1772-nucleotide messenger RNA. RefSeq names its product sodium/hydrogen exchanger 9B2-like. Gene Ontology annotation, biological process: proton transmembrane transport. Gene Ontology annotation, cellular component: membrane. Gene Ontology annotation, molecular function: antiporter activity. Bases 65 to 1645 code for a protein of 526 amino acids. The record is from RefSeq and is a predicted model, not a curated record. Lineage: Eukaryota; Metazoa; Arthropoda; Insecta; Lepidoptera; Nymphalidae. The transcript has 12 exons.
AAUUUACAAGAAAUAAUAUUGAUAUUAAUGCUGCAGGGCCAGAGUAUGAUUGUUAAAUCUAAUCAUGGAACCAAAUAGCCAUUCAACAGGUGUUCGUGUGUAUAUGUUUGUAGAUGAGCAUGUCGAAAACAAAAACGGAUCUCUCCCAUGGUGGCACAAGUUUUGCUUGCGAUGUCAUCAAGCUGACCCAACGCCAUCACGAGAACCGACAUGGUGGGGAAAAGUUUUUCCUUUCCCAUUAUUUCCAACAUUCAGACAAUCAGCUCAACAAUUAUGUAUCAUUGUUUUUUUUUUCCUUACCUGGGGCAUAUUGUACGCUGAAUUAGGAGAACCUUUAAGUUUAAAUGGAGAACUAUUGAGUAUGACAAUACUAGUCAUUUCUGCGUACUUAAUUGGCUGGAUUUGGCUAAAAGUUACAACUUUACCAGCAUUGAUAGGCAUGUUACUUACUGGCAUAUUGUUUCAAAAUUUACAUUUAGUGCACAUGACAGAAACAUAUCGAAAACUGAACCAAGAUUUAAGGAAAGUUGCCUUAGUUAUUAUAUUGAUGAGAGCUGGAUUAGGUCUUGAUGCUGGCGUCUUGAAAAAACACUACGUUGCUGUUUUACAACUUGGACUGCUUCCUUGGUUGGUUGAGUGCAUAGCUAUCAGUAUCACAUCGCAUUAUUUGUUGAACUUACCAUGGAUUUGGGGGUUUCUUUUGGGUUCCAUGAUCGCAUCAGUCUCACCAGCUGUAGUUGUUCCCUGUUUGUUCAGACUAAAAGAUGAAGGUUAUGGUGUUGCUAAAGGAAUACCAACGCUGUUAUUAGCUGCGGCUGCUAUAGACGACUCCGUGAGCGUUGCUGUAUUCGCCAUUAUUUUGAAUGCAAUGUUUUCAACCGGCUCGGUUACAUUUAAUAUAAUAAAGGGUCCACUAUCAAUCAUUGCUGGCGUGGUUCUUGGUUCACUAUGGGGUGCUUUUACAUCUCUUAUACCCGAAAAAGGAGAUAUAUACGCUGUUCCACUUAGAUUUUUAAUGCUAUUUUUGGGUGGCCUAUUUUCACUAUUUAUUUCAAAUUUAAUAGGAUGGAGCGGUGCAGGUCCAUUGGCAAUAGUAUCCUCCGGUUUUGUUGCUGCCUUUUACUGGGAAAAAGAAGGUUGGGCGGUAAACAAAAAUCCCGUCAGUAAUCUUUUUAGAAUACUAUGGAUAUUCUUUGAACCAAUAUUAUUCGCUUUUACUGGAGCACAAAUCACGCUAAGUGCUUUAGAUCCUCAAGUUAUAACCAUGGGAGCGAUAUGUUUGGCUUCAUGUCUCGUUUUACGAGUUAUCGCAACAUUUUUAGUCAGUUUUGGAUGCGGUCUCAAUAGUAAGGAGAAACUUUUCAUUGGUCUCACUUGGUUGGCAAAAGCUACUGUUCAGGCAGCAUUAGGACCAGCAGCAUUGGAUUUAGUUAUUAACGGACAGUCAGCUGGUGGAUCUAAAGAAGAUGAAGAGGCAUACGCUAAGGCAAUCCUCGCCGUGAGUGUACUAAGCGUAGUGAUUUCUGCACCAUUGGGAGCGAUCCUUAUAGCUUUAACAGGACCUCGUCUUCUUAGCCGUGGUGCAUCAUCAACUUGUGGAGCAGAUGAAAUUCAAAAUGCAACAGAUACGAACACUGUUUUAUGAUAUUAUUAAAGUUAAUGAAGUACUUAAGAUAUCACAAAAAUGUACUUAGGAUAAUGUAUACCUACUUUACUUAAAUGUCUGAUUUUUUAAUUUAUUGAUAAAUAGUGCUGAGAUUUUAAAAAGAGAA